Paramecium sonneborni is the source of this 885-nucleotide messenger RNA. The record is from the annotation of a GenBank genome assembly. Lineage: Eukaryota; Ciliophora; Oligohymenophorea; Peniculida; Parameciidae.
UAUAAUUGAAAAUGCGAAGACCCAAUUCCUCCCAAAAACCAAAUUAAACAUAAAAUUUUAAUCAAACUAUCAAAAGCUCUGGUGUUUUUGAAAAUAAUGAAUAAGAAAGAAUGAAAUAAACUUAAAUGGAUAAAGUUAGGUAGGAUGUUAGAAAAAAGCAAGAGGAAUUACAUUUGAAAUAACUAGAGUUUAAAAUCAUAGAAGCAAUGGAUAUGAAAGAAAUUAAUACUAUGCUUUUAGAAAGAAAUGCUAUAGUGUUUUAGUAAAUUAAAGAGAUUUUUGAUGAGGGAUAGGUAAAAUGGAUUUUUUAUUUAGGUUAAAGAACCUGACAUAAAGAUUGAUUUAAAUUAAGUAGAUGUUAGAAAACCAAGAAUUGAUAAUUAUGGGAAAAGAUAUGUUGAAUAAGCAAAAAACAUUUAUAAAAAACCUAAUCCGACCGAAAUAAAAGAUCUGGUUGAAUAAUUUAAUUAAAAUACAAGAUUAUAGGGUUCAAAAUAAGUUGAAAGUUUUUAAAGAUUACAUAUGGAAUAUUAUAAGACUUAUGCCACAUUCUUAUAAUCACAACCAACUGUUGAAUAGAAUCGAAAGUAAUUGAUUUAAGGUAUAAAUAUAACUGUUAUAUAUCAUUAAGAAUUAGGAGAAGUUCAUGAAUUACUAUCUGUAUUAAAUAAUGCUCCAACUUACGAGAAACCUGCUAUUUGGAAUAAACAGCCAUUACCUGAAGAUGAUAAAAUGAUAGUUGAUGAUAUAGUCAACAAGAAUAUUAGAUAAAUCUAAAAUAAAUAUGAUUUUUCAAUUCAUGAUUUUGAAAAUGAAGGAGUUUUAGAAGAAGUUAAAGAUUACAUAAGAAAUAAAUAUUUUAAAGGAAUUGAUCAUAGUAAAUGA